Passer montanus (Eurasian tree sparrow) is the source of this 1236-nucleotide messenger RNA. Its product is annotated as protein FAM169B-like. Lineage: Eukaryota; Metazoa; Chordata; Aves; Passeriformes; Passeridae. Bases 33 to 974 code for a protein of 313 amino acids. The record is from RefSeq and is a predicted model, not a curated record. The transcript has 9 exons.
UCAGGGCUGCCCGCGCCGCCCCGCAGGAAGUGAUGGCGGCCGAGGGAGGAGGAAGAGCGGCCGCGGGUCGACUUUACCUGGUUGAUACAAUAGCAGGAGAUCCAGAGGUUCUGCAAGCAGAUGCUGAAACAUACUAUGAAAAACUCUUGAAGAAGUCACUGUCCACUCCUGAUGUUUUUUCCAUCCCUGGAGGAGGAGAGGUUAAACUUGAAGAUUCCUGUGUGUGUUUUGUCCCUCUCUACCGAAAUAAUCCUACUUGCAAACUGUUGCUGUUAACUGAUCCAAAGGAUAAAGAGACAGUUUUGGCAGUUUAUUUGAGCCAGCGCUGGUGGCCUGUGGAAGAUGUUGUGAAGACAGCUGAUCCUGCUAGAGAUGGGCUCAUUUUGGUCCAGACAUUUGGAGAAAGGAUUGUCCUCUUUGUUCUGAACUGCAUUAUUUUUGGAAUGCUGGAAGGGAGUUCAGCUAAUGAUGCAUUCUUUCUACCUCACUCUGCCACCGAGCGUGCCAAGAUACUCUGGAGGAACGGCGAGGCUGCUGCCUUUUACUCGGUCAAGAUGAAAGGGAGCCUGUGUGAUGGUACAACCAGUCAGUGUUACCUGCUGCCAGUUUUGGAUACUAUAUUUGUCCAGAGAAAGUACAGAAGAGGUGGCCUAGGGACGAAAAUGUUGCAUGAUUUCUGUCAGUCUUUCCUGGCUGAGGAUGCCUUGGGGAUCAGCUGCCCUAUUUCUGCUGCCAUGUAUCAAGUAUGCCAGAAAUUCCUGCAGGCUCAUCCUGAGGAGCAGAAGCGACUGUGGGAAGUGGAAGCACCAGGAGAUUGGAGCCAGCGACUGAAUAUCUGGUUAAAAAUUCAGAUGGAGUCAUCCCCUUCAGGAAAAACUGAAGUGGGCUCUUGUAUGGAGAAGACUCCAACUACUAAACCCAGACAAUCGGACCAGAUGAAUAAGGUGGGGCAGUGUUCUUUAUCUUUUCCAUGACCCAUCCUCCCUCCAGGAGAUAUCUUCUGAUAAUGGCCCAUUUAGCCUCCCUGCAUGACUGAUAAGAUGACAUCAUCCCAUUGGGAGAUUCUCUGCCCAGGGGGAGGAGCCAAGCAUUCCUACCUGGAUAUAAUUUGAGCCCUGGAACACACAGGCAGCCUUUUUCCACAGGAUUCCCAGAGGAAUACUGGACACUUCUAUGCCACCCCUGGACCUUCAGAGAGAAACUGCACCUUUCUACAGGAUCACUGCUACAGCAGAA